AUGGAGGAGACAGAAAAGACGUAUCCUCAAUAUGACGACCUAAAUUAUGAUGACCUGACGACAGCUUUUGGUAGGUUAGAUACGGAGGUGAAGGAAGAGGCUAUGUAUGGUAAUGAUCCUAUAGCGAUAACCAAUCUUAAAAGUGAACUGGACUAUGUAAGGAAUCUCAUGGAGACACGUGAAAUAAUUUCCAGAAUUGAAGGGUCCUUGAAGGAAAUUAAAAGACUUAAGGAGCAGGAAACAACCUUUACUGAGGGUAAUGAUGGUACAGUGAACAUCCAAGGACCAUCAGGAAGUACAACCGUCCCAGGAGUCAACUUCGUGGAAGACCCAAACAAUGUACUUCCAGAUGUGCUAGAUGCAUUCAACGAAUCAUUUGACUCUAACUGGGAUGAAAUAGAAGCCCGCCUAGAGAGACUAAAUAAGAUUUCAACAGCAAAUAAAAAGAGAGAUUUCGAAAACCAAGUAGAGCGUGUUCAAGCUGUCACAAUAGUUAUCAAGGGUAAGGAGGGACUAAUACUAGACCCAAAGAAUAAAUAUGUCAGGGAACUCAUCAAACGAUCAUCUGUAAGAACACUCAAGGAUGGCACAGAGGUGUUGGUAUUUAGAAGUGAACAAGGUAUUGACAAAAGUGGGACACAAAUAAUGAAACGUGGUAAGACCAAGAUUCCUGUGUACUCAAAGGACUCACCUGCUCUGAGAGAAUAUAAGGACCUUCUAAAGAAAAUAAAAGAGGUACCUACCGAUCCUGACAAUAUAAUUGGAAGUGAUGAAUCAAUUUACGAGAAGCCACAAUUUGAUGAAAGUAGUGAGGAAUACGCUGACCGUGAGAACAUUGAGUUAAUAGACAUAGAUGCAAAAGUAGGAGACCUUCCAGGGCUAACAAUACAAGAAAACAAUGAACUGAGGGGUGUUCUUAACCCACCUGAUGGAUCAAGCAAAGAAGGCAGAACAGGUCCCAAUGGAGCGUUACAAGUUCAGGCUGACUACUUUAAUGAAGCCAUUAAUGAAACCAUGAAACGAACCGCCUCUGUUGAAGGUGUAACUGAGUACAAUGCUCUUAUAGAAAGAAUUGAUAGUUUGAAGGAAGCUAGGGAUAGGACACUAGAGCAGAGAGUUGUAGAGGAAGCAAGAGAGGCACAGUUGGAAGACAUUUCUAGAUUACGCAGAUUUAUUAAAUGGUUAGGGGAGGAAAAAGUGGGUCUAGCUGGAAUAGCAAUAUCAACAGCAAGUCUAAUAACAACUCUUCUUGUACAUGCUAGGGGAGCCAUUGUGGAGACAGCAAAAGCCACUGGUAAAGUAGCAAAAGCAUUAGCAAAUUUAGCAAAGAAAGCAGGACCAAUUCUAGUUCCAAUUCUGAACACCAUUGCAACGGCGCUAUCAUGGGGAGCCAAAGGAAUUGCUUGGUUAGCGUCACACCUAUGGGUACUAGCUAUAGCUGCAGCCUUAAUGGUAUACAACUAUUACACAAAGUAA
Molecule: messenger RNA, 1476 nt
Organism: Paramuricea clavata
Lineage: Eukaryota; Metazoa; Cnidaria; Anthozoa; Malacalcyonacea; Plexauridae
Source: the annotation of a GenBank genome assembly